Molecule: messenger RNA, 1519 nt
Organism: Abrus precatorius (Indian licorice)
Lineage: Eukaryota; Viridiplantae; Streptophyta; Magnoliopsida; Fabales; Fabaceae
Product: homeobox-leucine zipper protein HAT4-like
Exons: 4
Coding region: 112-954 (280 amino acids)
Biological process (GO): regulation of DNA-templated transcription
Cellular component (GO): nucleus
Molecular function (GO): DNA-binding transcription factor activity, RNA polymerase II-specific; sequence-specific DNA binding
Source: RefSeq, a predicted model, not a curated record
AAAGCCCCAUUUUCACUCCUUUCUAUAUAAUCCCCUCCGCAGCACCUCUUCACUUCGUAAUCCCUCAAAAACCAAAACCCCUUUUCUCCCUUCCUCUCUCUACAGUUGGAGAUGACGGUUGAUGAACAAGACUUGGGUUUGAGUCUAAGCUUGAGCUUCCCUCACAAUCCCCCUCUCAUCCCCUCUUCUCCUCACAAACCUUCUUGGAACCACCCUUUCACUUCUGCAGAACGAGAUUCGGAAACAUGCAGAGGUGAAGCUGGAUCGUUCCUCCGCGGAAUCGACGUGAACCGUUUACCUUCUGGGGUUGAUUGUGAAGAAGAAGCGGGUGUUUCAUCUCCGAACAGCACUGUUUCUAGCGUGAGUGGUAAGCGUAGCGAGAGGGAGAACAAUGGGGAAGAGCUCGACACAGACAGAGCUUGUUCCAGAGGGAUCAGUGACGAAGAAGACGGUGAAACCUCUAGGAAGAAGCUUAGGCUCUCUAAAGACCAGUCAAUUAUUCUCGAAGAGAGCUUCAAAGAACACAACACUCUUAACCCCAAACAAAAACUGGCCCUGGCAAAGCAAUUGGGUCUUCGAGCAAGACAAGUAGAGGUGUGGUUUCAGAACAGAAGAGCAAGGACGAAGCUGAAGCAAACGGAGGUAGACUGUGAGUUUUUGAAAAGGUGUUGUGAGAAUCUGACGGAGGAAAAUAGGAGGUUGCAGAAGGAAGUGCAGGAACUGAGAGCACUGAAACUUUCCCCUCAGUUCUACAUGCAGAUGACCCCACCCACAACCCUCACCAUGUGCCCCUCUUGUGAGCGCGUAGCUGUUCCGCACUCUGCCGUUGAUGCUGCCACGCGUCACCAUCCCAUAGCCCCGGCUCAUCAUCGGGCUUUCCCGAUUGGCCCAUGGGCUACUUCAGCUGCUGCUAUUCCGCACAGGCCCUUCGAUGCCCUCCGUCCCAGAUCUUGACCACAAGAAACAAAAUGACAAAAUUAAGAAUGGAAAAAACGGUUGUAAUAGCGUACCCAUGAAUUCUGUGUUCAAAGUGUGGUCUAAGAUAUGGUGGUUAGAAAAACUGAUUUUGUGGGUCUCCAAUGUUUAGUACUAGUUUGACCCUGCGUCUUCUUUUGGUUUUGGGGGGCAUGACCCAGACCUAUUCUCUAUAGGAUUUUUUUAGUUUCUAAAUACUUACUUCGUCCGUCUCAUUUCUCAUGAUUAAUCGGAGACUUUGUGUAAAGUUCAGUGGUUUAAUUAAUCAUGUAUAUAUUUCCUGUGUUAGCAGAUUUUGUUGCAUAACCUAAAAGUCAAAUUUGUGUUUGGGUUGAUUCCUAACCCCUCGUUACGUGUUCAAAGAUCUUCGUUUGAUUUCGAAGUGCGGGAAUUAGUGGGGACUAACUACGGGUUUUGGGCACGAAUUUGACAAAGCAAAGGAAAUAAACAUUUUUUUAGAGUUUGCCCUAAAUGACCAAACACUGCUCAAGAAUUUUGGGUCAUUAUGGGCCCCAAUUGAUAGUGGUUUUUAAUGUAUGAGGGA